This is a messenger RNA of Amoebophrya sp. A120, 2496 nucleotides long. NCBI's taxonomy places the organism in Eukaryota, Dinophyceae, Syndiniales, Amoebophryaceae. The record is from the annotation of a GenBank genome assembly.
AGUCAGCAGGUUUAUGUAGCUUCAUCUUGACGCUUUCACCUAUGCCUACCCAUCCUCCAGACACCACGCCAGUCGUUGUUUCUUCAUCUACGUACUUGUUCCCCACCCGUUGAUAGUAGAAAUACAGGCACGACAAGUUUUGCAACGUCGUUCUUUGUCGCGUAGUUUCGUCUAUCGCUCAUCAGAAAUGGUCCUGUCAAAAAGGGCGAAUCUUCCACCGGGAAGUGAUUUCAGCUCGUCCUGCACUCCUACCACGGCAAUAUGCGCCGGGGCCCGCUUUACCCUUUGCGCAACCUCCGCUACCACGGCGCGACAGUGAGAAAUCCAAAGAACAAGUGCAAGCUUUAAUAUUUCACUUGCGCGACAGCGAAACUUUUGGGAGAAAAAACCUAGUAUUUUUGUGACAAGCAACAUGAUUUCCAUUUCGUGCGGUUUGUUUUUCGUCCAGUUGUCGUCAACUACAACACUAGCGGCCGGGCUGGGAGUGGUGGAGAACGAUGAAAAGGAGAAUGGAGAUAAUACCCAGAUAUGAAAUGCAAAUAUGUCUGGGUCUGGAAGGUGGCAACUUGUCAUGGUAAAUCUGAAGCAUGCAAAAAUCUGUGUUGCAUGAGUGCCAAAAGCUGUCCACCUUUGACCAAGUUGGAAGGGAGUUUCUCAUGCAGGAUAGGCAUGGCAGAGACCUCGCAGAGUCUGUCAUGCUAAGUCCCGCAUUCCAGACCUCAUGGGUCAUGGAAAAUCUGCAUGACAAGUUUACACUUUUCCAGACCCAGACAUUUUUGCACUUGAUACCAGAAUAUCCACUGCAAGAAGAUGAAACAUGUCGUGGUCCUGCUCUGGAACAAUUGCUAUAAUCUGUGAUGCUAAAAACUCUACUGGAGCAGACAAAAAACUUGUAUUGCAUAUUAGUGCCAGGGCCAGCAAAGAAAGUAAGAGGCUGGCCUUUUGCUGCGCAAAGGGCGAAAAUUUCUCGUCGUGCACGGGAAGAGGAAGGACCAGAAGCCUUCAUCGCAAGGAAACCUGGAAGUAUGCAUCGAGUGCCAUCCAGUUUAUCUUUCUGUUGCAGAAGAUGCAUCAUGGCAUCAAACAUCUGCACAAGUUGUCCAGACCCAUCAGACAUCACAUUUGCAAACAUGCAUACGAACAAACGACCUCGAGCAGGGGUUGCAGCGUCUCGAAGAAGGCCGACGUCGAAGAGAAAUCGCGAAAAGUAUCAGGCUAUCGUCCACCGGAGGUGGCGCUUCGGGAAGAAGUGCAACAACCUCCGCUGUUGAACAUCAAGAAGGAGGACGAGAAAGAACUGCGAACUUGUUGCAACUCCUCCGCAUGCGGAGAGAGAACAAAAAGAAACUGCUAGUCCAGAGGAAAGCCAGCUUGCAAGAGGAGCAAGAGGCGUCGAUGGCCUGCGGCGGAAAGGAGGAAGAAGCCCAGGAAGAGCAGGAGCCGGGGAAAGAUCAUGAUGAGUGGAACAAUGUUUACAACGGCAAACCCGACGACUUGCAGCAACAGCUCCUGCUUCAAGAAAACCAAAACGCCGUCGGGCCGCGUGACACCAGAAGGCUCCAUCGUAUCAAAUGCAAAUAUAUCUGGGUCUGGAAACUUGUGAUGCUAAAACGUGGACGAUAGAAAGGAAACUGCUCCGGAUGCAACCCGGCAUAACAACUUUCCAGAACGAUUUCUCAUAGGAAGUCCGCGCGAGAGACUGCGUUUAUGCAGGUACAAAAGAGGCCGCGACUUUUGUUGGUUAUGCAAUACACAUUUCCUAUGUAUGGAAAGCAUGGGUUACAAAUUCCAACCUACCUUCCUUCCAGACCCAGACAUUCAUAUUUGCAAUGCAUACAUCCAGAACCACAACAAGACUUCACUGGGUCCGAAGGCAGCACCGCAUCCGCAGAAGCCGGGCGGGGUCCCCCAGCAGCGGGGACCGGUAGCCGGAGGCGGUUCAGGGUCGGUGCCGGGUCCCCGCUCUAUCAUAUCAAAUGCAAACAUGUCUGGGUCUGGAAAGUUGUGAUGCCCAAAUGUGGAGGAUAGAGACAGUUCCGAAUGCAACCCAGCAUGACAACUUUCCAGCAUGACAACUUUCCAUAGGAAACCCGCGUGAGAAACUACGUCUUUGCAUGUACAAAUAAGGCUGCGACUUUACUUUUGCUGGUCAUGCAAUUAUUAAUACGGAUUUCCUAGGAGUAAGGAAAGCUCGGCUGUGGGCAACGAGUCACUCUGCAAACUCACGAUGAAUAAUAGCCCAUAUCUGUUGAAAUCAGGCGGACCGACCACAACGCUGGCAGUUGGACAGAAAAACACGAGCGCAGUAGGUGGGCCUUCCGUGAAUUUGGGGAGGAGCAGACAGGACGACAUGCCGGCUACUGGAUCUUUUUACUCACAACUACCGCAGUCAGACAAGCGCUGACUGCAAACGAGGAGAAGCGAGGUCCUGCAAACCAGGGCUGCGAACCAGGACAGUGUGCUCCAAGAAGUGCAACAUCGUCGACACAUUUCUAG